CUUGCUCCCUCCCCCCUUCGCAACAAGCUGUUGUUGUUGUCCUCGAUCCCAUUUGAACCACAUGAACUCAUCGGGUUUGUGUUGUUGCGCUAGUCUCCACCGCAGCAGAGGCAGACAGACUGAUGAUGAUGAUGAUGAUGAGGAUGAUGAUGAUGAUGAUGAGCAGCCUCUGGGGUUUAUUUAAAGCUCUGUGAAACCGGAAGCUGUGUUGUCGUCUGGGAGCUGCUAGCUUAGUUAGCAUAUCAUUAGCUCGCGAGUGUGAUAAUUCACACACGCACACACACACACACACACACACAGCUCUAAAACGAUACACAAUGAAACGAGAGAGGAGAACGUGGAUGUCGUGCCUGCUUCCGUGACACACUUUAAAGAAGAAGACACGCGAAACUAACCACUCCCGGCCGGUGGAAAGCAAGAGUUUGCCCUUACCGCCCUCCAAAGUCGACCUCGGGCCUCUUGAGCCUUCUCACCCUCCACGGGCCGGUGUUUUGGCCGCCGUAACCAUGACGACGGGGGGCUGCUGCCACCUGCCGGGCUCUCUGUGCGACUGCGCGAGCAGCCCCGGUGCGCGGAAGAGCGCGGAGGAAGCGGGCGGCGACGGGUGUCAGGCGCUCUACGUCACCCAGGUGACGGCCAUCGACGGACGGUUGCUCUCCUCCGUCCUCAAACCCACGAGCGCACAAAGCGAUGGACCCAUCUGCCGUAUCUGCCACGAGGGCGGCAGCGGCGAGGGCCUCCUGUCCCCGUGCCACUGCACAGGCACCCUGGGCAAGGUGCACAAGAGCUGCCUGGAGAAGUGGCUGUCGUCCUCCAACACCAGCUACUGCGAGCUCUGCCACACGGAGUUCAGCAUCGAGCGCCGGCCGAGGCCUCUCACAGAGGUAACAAAGUGGCUGCAGGACCCCGGCCCUCGCAACGAGAAGAGGACGCUGUUCUGCGACAUGGUGUGCUUCCUGUUCAUCACGCCCUUGGCGGCCAUUUCCGGCUGGCUGUGCCUCCGGGGCGCUCAGGACCACCUCCAGCUGGGGAGCUGGCUGCAGGCUGUGGGCCUCAUCGCGCUCACCAUCGCCCUCUUCACCAUCUACGUCCUGUGGACCCUGGUGUCUUUCCGCUACCACUGUCAGCUGUACUCGGAGUGGAGACGGACCAAUCAGAAAGUGCGUCUGCUCAUUCCCGAAGCCAAGGGGUCGAACUCUUCCCAGCAUUCCUUGCUCUCCGCCAUACUGAUGAAGAAGUCGGCCAAUGAGAGUAUAGUAUGAGACCGGAUCGCAGACGGUCGAUGACGCUGUCCGUUAAAUGCAGGGGGCUGAUUUUCGCCCACCAGCCAGCCUUUUAUAAGAUUUUAAAAAAAACAACAACAACAACAAACAACUGUCUUUGCCUCAUCGGUACUUAAUUCACAUUACUUUUAAAAAAAAAGAAAAAAAGCACAUGUAAGUCACAGAGGGGAGCGCAGCAGCACACGGAGACGUGCAGAGGCCUCAAACGUGGGAACGGUCUCUCGCCAUCGUAGAUACGACGAUGACAUUUUAACGAGAAAGAAAAAAAAAA
This is a messenger RNA of Cyclopterus lumpus (lumpfish), 1554 nucleotides long. RefSeq names its product membrane-associated ring finger (C3HC4) 2 (gene march2). The transcript is spliced from 5 exons. Gene Ontology annotation, biological process: protein ubiquitination. The record is from RefSeq and is a predicted model, not a curated record. Lineage: Eukaryota; Metazoa; Chordata; Actinopteri; Perciformes; Cyclopteridae. Bases 507 to 1262 code for a protein of 251 amino acids. Gene Ontology annotation, molecular function: zinc ion binding; ubiquitin-protein transferase activity.